AUGACGGCGGGUUCGACGUGGACGUUCGUGAACGGCGUCAAGGUGACGCAGGUCCCAGGCGAGGCGCCCGCGAGCCGCAGCGCGCCGCCCGUGCUGCUGCCGGCGAAGCACACGCCGAUCAUGGCGACGGGCAUCUCGGCGCCAAAGCUCGAGCUGUCCGGCCAGCACGCGGCGGGACAUUCGGGGCUGCCGCCGCCGCCGCCGGGCACAGUCUUCCUCUCGAGCAUCCCGGAGGCGCUCGACGACGCCCAGCUUCUCCAGCUCAUCUGCACCUUUGGCGACGCGACGUCGCUGCAGCGCGCGUUGACGUUUGCGACCUUCACGUACAGCGAGGGGGACGAGAUGGGGCAGACGGCCAUCUACGCGCUCAACGGGCUCGAGCUCGGCGGCGCGAGCCUCGCCGCGCGCAAGGCCACCGCGCAGGACCUAGCCGCCCUCCGGGGGUCGGCGGAGCUGCGCGAUGAGGCAAACAGACAGAGCUCUGCUUCCCUGCCGCCUCUCCCCGCCGCCGCCGCCUCCACUCUCCCCACCGCACCCUCUGCCGCGCCCAAGCCGCCGGCAAACGGCGGCGGCGCGGAGGGUGCGCCCAAGCCCUGGGUCGUCGAGCUGCGCGGCGUGGUGGGCGACGACACCGACGCCGACAUCGCCGAGCAGGACGUGCUCCGACCUCGGGGACACGACACAGCGAUGCCUUCGAGCAAGCUCGCGUUCCAUUCGGCCGUAUGCGACUGCAUCGCCGCCACACCUCACUGCGCAGGAGUGCGGUACGCCGACGGCGCCUUUUUCGCGGACAAGGCGGACGCCGACCGGGUGUGCAAGGCACUUGGCGGGCGAAAGUACCUCGGCCGCACCGUGCAGGCCAAGCUGCUGCCGCAGGAUGAGAAGUAGAGCACUCUCGCGCGCGGUCGACGUCGGCUGAAGGGAGCGAG
This is a messenger RNA of Emiliania huxleyi CCMP1516, 929 nucleotides long. RefSeq lists its product as hypothetical. NCBI's taxonomy places the organism in Eukaryota, Haptophyta, Isochrysidales, Noelaerhabdaceae. Bases 1 to 888 code for a protein of 295 amino acids. The record is from RefSeq and is a predicted model, not a curated record. The transcript has 6 exons. Gene Ontology annotation, molecular function: nucleic acid binding.